Sphaerulina musiva SO2202 is the source of this 2875-nucleotide messenger RNA. RefSeq lists its product as uncharacterized. Bases 1762 to 2589 code for a protein of 275 amino acids. The transcript has 3 exons. Lineage: Eukaryota; Fungi; Ascomycota; Dothideomycetes; Mycosphaerellales; Mycosphaerellaceae. The record is from RefSeq and is a predicted model, not a curated record.
GCAUCAUAUCGCCGGUGCAGCAUCUCAUGAGAUAGACAGAACUAUACGAUAGACAAAUCAUCCGAGAGCGCCACCCACCAUGUCCAACGAUCCCUUUGAAGAAGCUCAGGCGGACAUCCUGUCUCUGCUACAACAGACUCGACCUCUGCACCAAUCCUACUUGCGCAUACGAUCCACGGCUUCCUCACCAUCCGCACCCGAACUGGUUGAAGCACGCGAUGAGCUCGAAGGGACUCUCAUGGAUCUCUCCACAGACCUGCAAGAUCUGGUAGACUCCGUCCGAGCAGUGGAAGGUGAUCCAUACAAAUAUGGCCUCGAUGUACCCGAAGUCCAACGACGUCGAAAACUGGUUGAAGAGGUCGGGAAAGAAGUAGAGGAAAUGCAUAAGCAGCUCAACCAGACUGUCCAUGCUGCCGAUCAGCUGGCACAUCCGGACUCCUUUGGCCAAGAUGUCAACGGCGCAGACGAGGACGAUGACUUUGGCGCUUGGGAGGAACAACGACAGAUGGAGAUGCUGCACGAACAAGACGAAGCGCUCGAUGGCGUGUUCCAAACUGUCGGCAAUCUAAGGAUGCAGGCUGAUACGAUGGGAAGAGAGCUGGAGGAGCAAGCCGAGCUGCUCGACGAUACAGAAAACAUCACGGACCGAGUGGCAGGCAAGCUGGGGACGGGCAUGAAGAAGAUCCGUUAUGUGAUUGAGCAGAAUGAGGAUCGAUGGUCUGGCUGCUGCAUAUCGGCGCUCAUUGUUGUCUUGAUUAUUCUUCUUAUUCUGGUUGUAGUGAUUUGAGAGCACUGCUCCAUGCUGUCUGGAACGUCCUAGAUCAACGACCGACGAUUGAUGGAGAACGUCCUCAGGCAGAAGUGUGGCGCAGCUUGUUCUCCACUCCACAUCGACUGCCGAGCCGGGAGCUGACCCCAAGUUAUGGACGUCCAUACUGCGACUGCGACACCACUUCACAGACUGCAGAACCAGCAAGAUGCAGGGCGACAACGCACAUCCGCUCCUCCAACAGACGGCGCUAAGCGUGAACCCAUUCAUCGACCUGCCGAAAGCUCCGACACUCCCACACAACUAUGCUUCGUUACCGAGCACUCUACCACCUUCGGCACUCAGCGCACCCGCAGUCGCAUCUAACCCAGAUCUACCAGCGUAUGUGACAUCGCCUUCUGGCUUUGCGGCGCACCCCAAGACCAUCAUUGCUCAGAACAAGUCACUACUGGAGCAGAUUGAGAAGCAGCGCAAGGAUGCCGAGAAGGAGAUUCGGGAUUGGGAGCAAAAGAUAAGAGACAGAGAGCUGGCCGAGAAGAGAAAGAAGGCACCGGGCUACUUGGACACAGAGCAGUAUAUCUUGCAGCCAGAGAAACCACGGACCGAUUCCACUGCAGCCAGUAAUGUGAACCUGAUGGACGAGCCAUCCCAGGAAGACACGGUGUCUAAAUCGGACAAGCAAGUUGAUGAUUUGGGGGAUGCAAUGGAUCGUGCUUUCGGCAGGAGUGAGCUUGGCUAAACAAUGAUCGUUGUCGCGUGCCGAGCAUCGAGGCGUCGGUUGCGCUUUGGUCUCCUGCUCGAAGGCUCAUCAUACUCGAAACGGUCACGUUCUGUGUAGCAGUGACGAGUCUCGUGCAUAAAAAUCUAUACGUGACACGCCAGUGCGUGAGCUGUUCGCGUGGCCAAAAGGGUCGAGCUGAAAAGGCGACGUCAAGGCCUCGUCUGUGUUUCGGCAAAAAACAUCCAUAACGACGCACAGAAAGGCGAUCAACAUGCGCUUCUUUGCAAGCCGUUCGACUCCAUCCAUGGCGUCCAUCGAUAAGGCAAGCACGCACAGAUCACGAGCAAGAAGCCCACCACGACCACCGGCGGAGAAUGUACUACAGCUACUGGAGCGGCUGCAACAUGUGCAGGGUGACCUCAUUCGGAUCUAUACCUCAGAAGACCUCGUGGAACCAAUCUUCGUGCAAGAAGGGCUUCUUCGGCUUGUAUUCCGUGGUUCGUUCUGGUUUGAGCGAAUCAUGAGGCAGAUGGAGUUCGAGGGAACAGAUCGACUAGUGCUUCACACUCAAGAAGACAUCCUUGCCUUGUUCGUUUUCUGGGCAUUCCACACCCGAGUGCCCGGAUUGCACGAAUUCGGCAAAUACCAUAGCAUUCCCAGCCAAGAUGACGAAGAUGACUAUCAAACACUUCUCGUGCGCACGUGGGUCUUUGCAGACUCCGUCGACUUGCCGGCUUUCCAGAACGCUCUCAUGGUAAAACUUUUUGAUGCUCUCGACAAUCCGGCCAAGGAUCUGACAGCAGAAACGCUGCAGAUCUGUCUUCUAGUGUCCGAGUCAGCAACACGGAUGCGCUGGGCAUUGGUGCAGUAUAUGCUGUGGUGGGAAGAUCAAAGCACACGAGGCAUGAACGACUACGAACCUACGCCGCACCCCAGACUGCAGCCAUACAUCAAUAUAGAAGAGGUCAAAGGGAUCGAGGCCGACUUGCAUGCUGCACGGGAGGUGCGUUCUGGGAUGAACAAUCAGGAGCGCAAGAAGCGUCCCAUUGCGGGUCUGUUUUUUGUAUGCGAUCCCUGUGCGAAAAGUUGCUGGCAGUAGUGAAGCAAGGUGUGCGUGAAAGAAUAUGAUCAGAUCACUCAUUAACCCUUUGCGCGAAACACUAUGCACAAUGACAAUGCGGGCUGGCAAACAACAUAUUCUGUUCUUAUACAUCUUUGUGCGCCUUUUGCUUUGCCACGAAUAUUACCAUCAAAUCCCAAAGUGAUCAGCCAUGGAUAACACAUUUGCAGCGCGUUCAGCGCGCCUCAGUCGUGACUUUCCUGCUCGCUCUCCACCGAUCCAUCCUCGCGUUCCAACCACAAGACCUCAGCAAGCCGAAACCGAC